AUGGCAACUCCUCACCAAGACUCAAUCCCGGCCAAACCGGGCACCAUCGUGGAAUUCCUUGCUGGGCUUCCAAUAGCGCUUUCCGGGGCCAUCUUCGCGCAUCUGCCCAAUUCCGACCUCAAGAAAUUGCGCUUAGCUUCCAGACGGUUUUCCAAAGUCGCCACCCCUCACCUCAGCUUUAAGCGUGUUUUUAUGUCAGCAAGCAACCACAAUAUCCAAGUCUUCAGGAAUAUUGCAAAUCACGAGACGUUUCGCCAUGACGUUCGUGAGAUUGUCUGGGACGAUGCACGCUUCAUGGUUUCCCUGGAGGAGGAAUCGGGUUACCGCAGUGGAUACGGAUAUGACGCUGCAGGCUCGGAUUCCGAGGAUACGCCUGUGCCGGACGGAGUUCCCUUGUGGUUCGUUACAGCAUGUCGGGAGAACAUGGACUAUCUGCGAAAAUGGCGAGGAAGGGACGUCGAAACACUGCCGCAGCACGUUGAAACCGCACAACAGCUUGCUGCCCAGCUCCCUCUCGACGUAGCUUACGAAUACUAUGGACGAUUGGCUCUGGCCGAGAAACGGUUUCCCAAUCUACGGAGAGUUACAAUCACGCCUGCUGCUCAUGGUAUCCUCUUCUUCCCUCAGUAUCCUACGCCUAUGAUCCGCGCAUUCCCAUACGGCUUCAAUUACCCCCUUCCUCGCAGCUGGACCACGCCGCCACUCGGGGCCAGAAUCCCCUGCGAAAGCUGGGCAGAUGAAGCGAUCAAGGAUAAAUGGUGCGGCUUCCGUAUUGUUACUCAUCUUCACGCCCAGCAAGAGUACGCAACCGUCCCAGAGGUGGUCAUUGAUGGCAACCAGAUCAAUUCGGGACUUACAUCUUAG
Molecule: messenger RNA, 864 nt
Organism: Colletotrichum aenigma
Lineage: Eukaryota; Fungi; Ascomycota; Sordariomycetes; Glomerellales; Glomerellaceae
Exons: 3
Coding region: 1-864 (287 amino acids)
Molecular function (GO): protein binding
Source: RefSeq, a predicted model, not a curated record